CCCCAGCGCAGUGGACAGCGGGUCGGGCACUUCAAAGGUGCUUGCACUGCACCUCCAGGCUCCGCGUCUAGACUGCAGUCGGGUGAAAAGACGGGAGAAUCACUAGAAGAGCCCACAGUCCUUAAGCCACAGAGAAGGGGCGCAGCGUCUUGGGGCAGAGAGGAAUUCGCUCCGCACGAAACUUUGGCGGUCAGAGUCCUGAGUGGGGCGACCUCCCGGAGAGGGCACAGCAGUCCCCGCACCUCGCUCCUCGCUAGGCGCCACCAGCACCUCUGCAGCGUCAAGGAAGGGUCUCGGGUCAAGGACAAGAAUCUGUGGCCAUGGCUGAGGCUACCGAGCCAGAGGGUGGCGCUUCGGGUCCCCAGGGGCCGCCCGAGGACCCAGCGCUUCUGGCCGAGCGACCGGGCGAAGCCGGGGCCAUAGGACAGGAGGCGGAGGGGCGGGAGGCGAGCGAGGGCGCCGCGGAGGCGCCCGGGGGAGAGGGGGCGGGCGCAGCGGCGACAGCGGCCGACCAGGAGGAAGAAGGCGGCGGGUCGGACCCAGGGUGCACGGGGGAGCUGUCGCCGGGAGCGGGCAGUGGCCCCGGGACCGAGACGCGCGGCCCAGGGGGAGCGCAGACCGAGGCGGAGGAGGGCGAACCGCGGGGCGCAGAAGCUCCCCAGGGAGGGGAGGCGGCGGGCGGCGCCGGGCAGGUGGAGGAGGCGAGCCCGGAGCGCGGCGUGCAGGGCGAGGCUGCAGGGGAGGCUCAGGGGGCAUCCGGGGAGUCUGGGGAGUCCGGGGACCCCGGGAUCCCAGCGGCGCAGGAGGAGACGGAGCACGGGCUGGAGGCUCCGGGGGUCACCACAGACGCCCAGGGACUUUCGGGGGACAGCAUGGACGCCCAGGGGCUGGCGGGAGGGGCGCUAGAGGCAGACGGUGAGCUCCAGGACCAGGACCGGGAGCAACACAGUCCCCAGUCCCAGUCCGAGACCACUGAGGUCGCUGUCGCGGAAACCGGGGGGCCCAGCCCGGAAGAGUUUGCAGGAGCCAUGGGGGAGGUGGGGUCCGAAGAAGCGGUGCCUGGGGACGCGAAGGCAGAUGCUGGCGAGGAUGGGGACUCGGGUGGGGGCCAGAAGGAGAUGGAGGCGGAAGACGAGAGGCGAGAGCCGACCCCGAGCGAGGACGCCUCGGCAGUUGGGGGAGAGGAGGAGCCCCCGGACGGCACCCAGGAUCGGGAGGUGGCGGAGGAGACGGGGCCCGAGGGGCCCGAGGCCAAGCUCAGCAACCACCUGGAGGAGGAGGGCAGCGCGCAGGGCAGCGACGAGUCGGCGCGCCUGAACGGCCGCCCCGAGAACGACGAGGCGUCGGAGGAGGGGGACCCGGGGCAGGAGCACGACAUCACCCUCUUCGUCAAGGCCGGGUACGAUGGUGAGAGCAUUGGAAAUUGCCCAUUUUCUCAGCGUCUCUUUAUGAUUCUCUGGCUAAAGGGCGUUAUAUUCAAUGUGACGACGGUGGACCUGAAAAGGAAACCCGCGGACCUGCAGAACCUGGCUCCCGGAACGAACCCACCUUUUAUGAUUUUUGAUGGUGAAGUCAAGACGGAUGUGAAUAAGAUCGAGGAGUUCUUGGAGGAGAAGCUGGCUCCCCCGAGGUACCCUAAGCUGGGGCCCCAACACCCUGAAUCCAACUCAGCAGGAAAUGACGUGUUUGCCAAAUUCUCAGCAUUUAUUAAAAAUACCAAGAAGGAUGCCAACGAGAUGUAUGAGAAGAACCUGUUGCGGGCCCUGAAGAAGCUGGACAAUUACUUGACUAGUCCCCUGCCGGAUGAAAUCAAUGCCUACAGCACGGAGGAGGUGGCUGUUUCUGGGAGGAAGUUCCUGGACGGGGAUGAGCUCACGCUGGCCGACUGCAACCUCUUACCCAAGCUCCAUAUCAUAAAGAUUGUGGCCAAGAAAUACAGAGAUUUUGAAUUUCCUUCUGAAAUGACCGGCAUCUGGAGAUACUUGGACAAUGCUUACGCUAGGGAUGAGUUCACCAAUACGUGUCCCGCCGACCAGGAGAUCGAACAUGCGUAUUCAGAUGUUGCAAAAAGAAUGAAGUGAAACGGGGGUGCUUCCUGUCUUGUUUCUCAGAGGAAUGAGCUAGGUUUCCAAAAGAGCGUGUUUUCAUGCAUUUCCCUCAAUAACCAUCUUUUGCAAAGUAACGUCUAGAGCCAGACCCGCUAAAUGGCAAAUGAUACGUGGCCUCAUGAUUUGUCAACUCAUUGGCAAACUUUAAUAUGCCAGUACCUUUUGUUAAACACACCAGUUGCCUAGUCUAUAUUAAUUUAUAUCUUUGGCAUUCACUGACCUCAUAAUCUGUGACAUUUAGGGAAUGCACUUUGCAGUUGAAAGUUUCAAAGCAAAUUAGAUUUGGAUUCAGUUCUUUCAAAUUUUAAAGACUUGGUUUGUCUUUGAUACUUUUCAUAAUCAUAUGUAGUCGGUUUUUCUUAACUAUUAAUUUAAUAAUUAAGUAUUUUCAAGAUGAAGAUACUGUUUUUAUAAUGCAAAAAUGAUACCCUCUCGUUUUAAUGCUUCAAGAUAAUAUCAGAGAAUAUAAGGAAGGAAGUAAAAACGAUCUCCUAUAAUUUUACUCCACUUCAUUACUGAUACAUUAUUGGUGAACAUCUUUCAAAUUUUGUCUUCUGUGCACGUAGACAUGUGCGUCACACACACUUUCAUUCAUUUUAUAUGGUAUUGUGUUCAUUUUAAAGUCUUUCCUUGAUGGUCAGUCAUAGAGGACUUAAGACACACAAAAAGAUUCAACACUGCAGAGCUAGAGAGGACACUUUUGGUCCGAUUUUAAAGAGAUGGGGACCCAUAGAGGCUGUGGAGUCACCAGCUACCAAGAAUGAACCUCACUGUCUUGACCUCCGGGUGCUGCUGCCUCUGAUUCUAGUAGGGCCAUAGUAGGAGAAUGCUCAUGUGAGCCCUUGGUUCCCUUCCAGUACCUCCUUCUGCUCCGGCCCCUCUUGCAGAGACUGUGCCUUCACGGGGACUCUUCAUUCCAGCUGCAACUUGGAGACUCCCUGCCCUGCGCUGCACACCUUGGUUCUUUCUCAUGACUGUGCUCUCUAAGCUCCAACGCGGCCCUUCUUUGGUGAUGAUGCUGUGGUGGGGGCUAGCCCGGUCACUGUCCUUUCUCUGCUUUCUAAAUUUCAUUUAGAGGUCAGGCAGGGGAAACCCAGGGGAUUCAAUUCAUGGUAACUACUCUUGGGCAGUUCUGGUAAAUAGUCCAGUCAGGGAGGAAGUGGAAAUGAUUGACUCAGAGAGUUCCUGGGCGGUCUGUGGCUUUCUUUCCACCACCCUGUAACCAACACGCAUCACAGCUGUGGGUGUGGGGGGGGGGCUGCUGCGCCCCAGCCUCAGGCACAGAGGACAGAAUGGAGGGCCGCUUACAUACUCACAGUCCUUUCAGGUCUGUUGCCGGACAUUCACAUGCAUCUUGCAAAAACCCUUCUGGUACGGCUGGUUGUGUGUGGUGGAUGCUAAAAUGCUCGUCUUUCAUGCAUGCACCUGCUCUGUGGGUGAUUUGUUUGAAAGAGAAUAAAAUGCACUGAGGGUCACAACUUUAGAAUUUGGCGAAAAAUGUCUCAUUAAAAAAACAAAGCCUUCAAUAUGGUGGCCACUCUUUCCCCACUUACGGGAUGCUGGGAUCUCAUCCCAGAAGUCGGCUUUCUUUGUCAACCUUGAGUUUAUGGCGGUUGUGUCUAGAUGUAUCACCUUUGUCCAUGUUGUCCCACAGCUGUUAGAAAUCAGAUUUUUAAAUCUAGUUUUGUAAUGUGACAUGUCAACUUGGCAAAUGAGUAGACUACCGGUGUUACUAGUGCCUUUUAAUACUUCUAGAUGUUAAAGUGAUCAUAAACUCUGUGUGCCUUAAAAAUUAAACAGAUUAUAAAAACGUUUAAA
Messenger RNA from Marmota monax (woodchuck), 3926 nucleotides. It is a transcript of the gene Clic6, whose product is annotated as chloride intracellular channel 6. The transcript has 6 exons. Gene Ontology annotation, cellular component: plasma membrane. Lineage: Eukaryota; Metazoa; Chordata; Mammalia; Rodentia; Sciuridae. Gene Ontology annotation, molecular function: D2 dopamine receptor binding; D4 dopamine receptor binding; D3 dopamine receptor binding. The record is from RefSeq and is a predicted model, not a curated record. Bases 321 to 2081 code for a protein of 586 amino acids.